Drosophila simulans is the source of this 6122-nucleotide messenger RNA. It is a transcript of the gene bab1, whose product is annotated as protein bric-a-brac 1. Gene Ontology annotation, cellular component: nucleus. Bases 1267 to 4218 code for a protein of 983 amino acids. The transcript is spliced from 5 exons. Gene Ontology annotation, biological process: regulation of transcription by RNA polymerase II. The record is from RefSeq and is a predicted model, not a curated record. Gene Ontology annotation, molecular function: protein binding; DNA binding. Lineage: Eukaryota; Metazoa; Arthropoda; Insecta; Diptera; Drosophilidae.
UGGUCGGUGGGGCUCGUCCACACCCUCUCCUGCCCAGCACCUCCGAAAAAUAUUAGGCCUAAGCUCGAAUCCGCACUCGCACUCACAAUCGCAAUCGCAAUCGCCGUCGCUCUCCGCUGCAUGUUCGGGGCAACUUCCGUUUCCUCACGCACGCACACUUGCCACUUGCAGCGACGCAUCCUUUUUACGCAACGGUAGUUGUGCGGCGGCAAAGCGCCAAAAUUUUGGGGGUUGCAACGGCGAGAGGCCGAGAACGAGGACGAGUUCGAGUGCGUCGAGCAGGCCGACGGAGGACGAAGGACGAAGGACGAGCGAAGCCGAUUCCGAUGUUGAGCUCGAGGAGAGCCAAAACGCAGCGCAGGAGCAAAGGAAUGCGGUGCCGUUAGCCGGCGUUUUUUGGCGCCUACAGCUCGCCGUUUUCAGCCAUUUUCAACGGGCUCGCCGCUGCUUCGGUCGUUGUCUCUGCCGUCGGUUCUCAGCCAAGCCGCGCUGCCUCCGUCGCAUUUUCCUUUCGCAGCGCCGGCAGAGCAGUUCGCGAACUAUUCGCAACUUCGUCGCGAACUCAGUCGCAGCCUGAGAGCAACAACUACAAAGCAGUAGCAGUAGCAGUUGCUGCUGAUGUUGCUGUUGCUGCCGCUUCUGCUGUUGCCGUUGCCGUUGCUGCAACAUCAACGUUGCCUGCCCCUCGACGGCCCUCAGCUUUCCACAGGCACAGGCACUGGCACAGCCACAUCCACAGCCGCACAUCCACAUCCACGUCGUCGUGGGCCAUCGUCGUCGUCGUGUGUUAAGUUUGUUUUGAGUUUUUCCGUAUCAAAAUGUGCAAAACGAUUUCAGUCUAAUUCAGACGCUCGUGCUGAGAAGACUUUUGGCCCUGUUUGUUGGCCAAUACAGCCAUAGAACACUGAAACCGACACAGAAACGGAACUGAAAGCACACACUGAACACUGGACACGACGACGAGAACCGAAUCGAACUGAAAGAACGAGGCGGGCUAAUUGCCAAAUGGCCACGUAGUGCGCGUAACGUAACGAAUACGUUAAACACCCAUACACACACGCCCAGACACACACACACACACAGAGACUGGCACGCACACAGAUACGCACAUGUACAUGCCCACUCUCAGUUGAGCGUCGUAAUUGUCGCGGAUAUUUUUGAAUGCCUUCUUAAACGCUAUGUGAAGAGCGAGUCGCGUAACGAAUAACGAUCGCGUAACGUUUACGAUCACCGGUGAUCAACGAUCAACGAUCAGCUGCAGACAAAAUGGCGUCGGCGCAGGCGGAGACGAAUGUCGGCGUGGCGCCCGAACAGGGACCAGUGGCCCAGAGGCAGCGCAAGGGGACGGGAUCGGGCGCCGAUUCGCCCAAGAGUAACAGGAGCUCGCCCACUCAGCAGGAGGAGAAGCGUAUCAAAAGCGAGGAUCGCACUUCACCCACUGGCGGAGCCAAGGACGAGGACAAGGAGAGUCAAGGUCAUGCUGGAGCCGGAGGGGGAGGAUCAUCGCCCGUGAGUUCGCCACAGGGCAGGAGUUCUUCGGUGGCCUCGCCCAGUUCCAGCUCCCAGCAAUUCUGCCUGCGCUGGAACAACUAUCAGACGAACCUGACCACCAUCUUCGACCAGCUGCUCCAGAACGAGUGCUUCGUGGACGUGACCUUGGCCUGCGAUGGUCGCUCCAUGAAGGCCCACAAGAUGGUCCUGUCCGCCUGCUCGCCCUACUUCCAAACGCUUCUGGCCGAGACGCCCUGCCAGCAUCCCAUUGUGAUCAUGCGGGACGUAAACUGGUCGGAUCUCAAGGCCAUUGUGGAGUUCAUGUACCGCGGCGAGAUCAACGUGAGCCAGGACCAGAUAGGUCCUCUGCUCAGGAUAGCUGAGAUGUUGAAAGUGCGCGGUCUGGCGGAUGUGACCCACAUGGAGGCGGCUACGGCAGCCGCGGCUGCUGCUUCGUCGGAGAGAAUGCCCUCCUCGCCCAAGGAGAGUACUUCAACUUCCAGAACUGAACACGACAGGGAACGGGAGGCCGAGGAGCUGCUGGCCUUCAUGCAGCCCGAGAAGAAGCUACGCACCUCGGACUGGGAUCCCGCUGAGCUGAGGCUUUCCCCACUGGAGCGGCAGCAGGGCAGGAACGUGAGAAAGCGCCGGUGGCCCUCAGCGGACACAAUAUUCAAUCCACCCGCACCACCCAGUCCACUGAGCAGCCUGAUAGCCGCCGAAAGGAUGGAGCUGGAGCAAAAGGAAAGAGAGAGACAGAGGGACUGUUCGCUGAUGACACCUCCACCCAAACCACCACUGAGCAGUGGCUCCACAGCGGGAGCCACGAGGCGCCUGGAGACCGCCAUCCAUGCCCUGGACAUGCCAUCGCCGGCUGCCACGCCAGGACCUCUCUCCCGAUCCUCGAGACCUCAUUCGCAGAGCCCCCAGCAGCAGCAGGCACAGCAGCAGGGUCAGCUUCCUUUGCCCCUGCCCCUGCACCCGCACCACCACGCAUCACCCGCCCCACAUCCCUCCCAGAGCGCUGGAUCAGCCCACCACCCGCCAUCGCCCGCUGGAGACUCCCGUUUUUCCCUCGGACCCGCAGCCGCCAUGGCCGCUGCCAUGGAACUGAGUGGCCUGGGACCUGGUCCGUCCACCGAGCCACGCCUACCGCCUCCACCGCCGCACCACCAUGGCGGUGGUGGAGUUGGCGGUGGGGGAGUUGGAGGAGGAGGUGCAGGCGGAGUGGGUUCAGGCGGGGGAUCCUCGCUCGCCGAUGACUUGGAGAUCAAGCCAGGGAUCGCCGAGAUGAUCCGAGAGGAAGAAAGGGUAAGUUCCUGCGGUGACUUUCCUUUGGCCAACGCCAAAAUGAUGGAGAACUCGCACGCCUGGAUGGGCGCCACCGGAUCCACGCUGGCAGCAGACAGCUACCAGUACCAGCUGCAGUCCAUGUGGCAGAAGUGCUGGAACACCAACCAGAACCUGAUGCACCACAUGCGUUUCCGCGAGCGAGGUCCUCUCAAGUCCUGGCGGCCCGAGACCAUGGCGGAGGCCAUUUUCAGUGUGCUGAAGGAGGGCCUAUCGCUCUCCCAGGCCGCCCGCAAGUACGACAUCCCGUAUCCCACGUUCGUGCUCUAUGCCAACAGGGUGCACAAUAUGCUGGGACCUUCCAUCGACGGCGGGCCCGAUCUGCGGCCCAAGGGGCGUGGCAGGCCGCAGCGAAUCCUUCUGGGCAUCUGGCCCGACGAGCACAUCAAGGGCGUCAUCAAGACGGUGGUCUUUCGCGACACCAAGGACAUCAAGGACGAGAGCCUGGCCGCCCACAUGCCACCCUACGGUCGACAUUCGCCCGCGUUUCCUUUGCAGGACCUCCCUCUCAGCUAUCCCGGAGCCAGUGGCGCCUUGGCAGGCGCGCCCAGCUCCUUGGCCUGUCCGAAUGGCAGUGGACCGCAGACCGGAGUGGGCGUGGCCGGAGAGCAACACAUGUCGCAGGAAACGGCCGCCGCGGUGGCCGCCGUGGCGCACAACAUCCGCCAGCAGAUGCAAAUGGCAGCGGUUCCGCCCGGCUUAUUCAAUCUGCCGCCUCAUCCGGGAGUGGGCGGUGGAGUGGGCAGCGUUCCCGGCGCAGCUGGAGGCAGGGCCAGCAUAUCGCCGGCCCUGAGCAGUGGCUCCGGGCCCAGACACGCUCCCUCGCCCUGCGGGCCCGCCGGCCUCCUGCCGAACCUGCCGCCCAGCAUGGCCGUCGCUCUGCACCACCAGCAGCAACAGCAGGCGGCGCACCACCACAUGCAGCAGCUGCACUUGCAGCAGCAACAGGCCCACUUGCACCACCAUCAGCAGCAGCAGCAGCACCAUCAGGGCGGCCAUCAGGUGGCCCACAAGUCCGGUUUCGGUGCCAGCUCCAGUUCCUCAGCCUCCUCGUCGUCAAUGGGCCAGCACCAUGCGCCCAAGGCCAAGAGCAGUCCGUUGCGCAGCGAAACGCCUCGGCUGCACUCCCCGCUCGGCGAUCUUGGCCUGGACAUGGCCAGCUACAAGCGCGAGUUCUCACCCAGCCGCCUCUUCGCCGAGGAUCUGGCCGAGCUGGUGGGCGCCAGUGUCUCCUCUUCCUCAUCUUCGGCGGCGGCAGCGACGGCUCCUCCGGAAAGAGCGGCGGGAGCAGCUUCCGCAGCCGCAGGCGCAGAUGCACCCAGUUCCUCGAGCAGUGGAGGCAUCAAGGUGGAACCCAUCACCACCACUAGCGAGUAAAGGGGGGGUGAAACGAAGGAAAUGAUAAGUGAAAGUUGAGAAAUGAUAAUGGGUGAAUGAACGCAAAUCAGAAGCUUCGGCAGCUUUACUUGGCCUGCGUAAGCCUACGCCUUGGUUAAUUAAAUGAAUUUCAAUUAUAUAUUAUUUAUUGUACGUGGAAUCUGUAAACUGCAUUCCGCGAUUUAUGUCCAUAGAGCAAAUUGAUUGAAUUUGGCCCGAGGAAACCGCAUUAGGCAUUGCAUCCACAUAUUGUAAACGAGUUUCUCAAAUUACACGAUAUAUAUUACAUUUCAAAUUAGCCCUAUAACCAUGUGUAAAUAAACUAGAGUAAACGAUAUAUACGUUUUGAAGGUUUCCUCCAAUCUUUGUGUUUUUACCUCGAACAAUUCCUACACUUGAUAUCCAAUCGAAUUUACAAAUAAGCUUUAACCACGUUCUGUUUACCAUAUCAAAGUGUACAUUGCAAUCGAGUUAACCAAGGUGUGGGCUGGCGCAUCCAGCCAGUUUUACUCUAGUUUCCUCCACGCGAUCUUCGCCACCUAGUUUCUAUUCCUAGCGUACUUACUGAAUCAAAAUUAAAGUAUUAUUAUGUUAUAGUCCAUCAGUCUAACUAACUAAAUAGCGACCGAUCUCUUUAGUUGUAAGCUACAGCGGAGGUGGAAGCAGCAAACCCGGAACAUUCCACACACCAUCCGAAACAGACAAUGAAACUCCAAUGGAAACCGAAUCAGAAGCAGAAGCAGGAUCCACAAACCCCAGCAGUUUAAUAUUAACGAAAUGGAAUAAAAUCAAAAGAGUUUAAGCGGACUUAACUUGGUAAUUGUGUGCCCGAAUUUGGUUUAGUCUUUGGUUUACGAGAAGCGAGAAAGAAAAUGUACAAAAUUAUCUAAAAAUGGAAAUCGAAGCUUGUGGCUUCAAACGCAAAUGGAAUCAACUAAAUUUAAUGUUUAGGCUUAACAAAAAACAAAGAAAUUCACAAAAAAUGCCUUUCGGAAUUAAAUUCAGCGAUGAACACACCGCAAACAAAAUUUGUAAAAAGAAAACAAACAAAACACGUGAACUUUUUUAACGUAUUUAUACAAUCGAAAUUUUUAGACAAAAUUUAGAAGCAACAUUUUUUACACCGAGCCCUGCUGCUGCUCCCGCCGAACUCGAGGCCCCUGAUUUCGACAUUAUUGGAAACCCAACGUAGUCCCCGAAUUAAUCCCGAAUUGACCCCGUAGUCCCCACUAGAUCCCCUUCUAAAGUGCCUUUUCUAGCCUUAAUUUGGACUCUGCUCCACUUCCGAUCCGGCCGAGAGCGAGGCCAAGGACUUGCAGCAGGACUCGAGGGUUUAUUUGGCAAGUCUGGCGACAUUACGAUGGGAUUGAGUAUCGGAGGACGUAUCUUUAUUUGGCUAUAACCCUUUAGGCAUUUAGGCAUACUUUCGGCAGCGUUUGGUUUGGCAAGCACACAAUUGAUUAAUCGGACAAGAGUUAAUUACGAUGAUAAUGAUAAACACGACUAUUUUUGCAUACGCAAGAACAUCUACCAUAGCCAUAGCCCGUAUAUAAGCACACACGAUAUAUAAGUAUCUAUGUAAUCCCAGUCCCCCAAUAGACUUUGAUGUUCCACACGUAUCGAAACUUAACGAAUUACUUUCGGAAUAGGAUGUAAUAUAAGCAGUGGCAAGAGUUAGCGGCUAAAUCUCCUGGAUAUUGUGUAUCUUUGUACGAUCUGGAUCAGCGUCCAAGUCCACGUCCAAAACUCAACAUUUUCUAUAAACUUUAGUGCAAACUUUAUGUUCAAAUUAACUUUAAAUGUCGAAAUGAAUGUUCUAAUUAAUCCAAGAAAACAAAAACCUAAAAACGGAAAACCGAAAACCGAAACGAACAAAAGUAUUUUAUAAAAACAUUGAAAAGUAA